Annulohypoxylon truncatum is the source of this 1350-nucleotide messenger RNA. RefSeq lists its product as uncharacterized. The coding region runs from base 1 to 1350 and encodes 449 amino acids. The transcript has a single exon. Lineage: Eukaryota; Fungi; Ascomycota; Sordariomycetes; Xylariales; Hypoxylaceae. The record is from RefSeq and is a predicted model, not a curated record.
AUGCCAGCCAAUUCCACAAGGCUAAAAUGCCUUGAUUAUAACAGGUUGCCAAAACGCAUCGAUUCUCCUGCACAGUCUCCAGCAGUCAAGGAGUAUCCUCUAACAUGCUUCAGUCCAUUAACCCCGUAUAUGGCAACACAUCCUCCCUAUGGCAUUUUCAAGAUAGGAAUACCCAAUAUGAAAGUCUUACAGAGUUGGAAAGCCACGUAUAACCCAAAUUACGCUAUGUCGAUCACGAGAGAAUCUCUGUCUGACCAUAUGCUGAACCUGUUGCGAAGGGAGUUGGAAGAUAUAUUCUACGAAACUGCAGCCAUUAAUAUCCGGUUGACGGAUUUCUUCAAACAUCGAUGGUUCCAUAUGGGGGCUACUCCCGGCGUCAUGCCAUAUUUUAGCCAGCCACGCUUACCUAUCAACUACUUUCUACACCAAUAUAACCACUUGCCUGAAUAUUUCAACAAACAACUAGUCGUCUAUUUUGAAACCUCCAAAUUUGACAGACAGAUUGGUCGCUACAUCUUUCGCGAGUGGCUUCGCCUGCACCAUGGACGCCCGCCAUUUCAGCGUCAUAAUUUUCCGGCGAUGGCCGUUUGUUUCACCUGCCCGCAAGGACCUCCAAGCGUACAGCAGAUCGUACCUUUCCACCGAGGGUUUUGCAACCGCCUGUCCGAGCGCGUUGACGACCCCGUUGACUUCUAUGCCAGAUACCGGUUAAAAGUCAAGAAUCCCGAUGAAUACUCAUCAUUUGGAUCCUGGCCAAUGCCUAGCACGGAAUUUCUUUCUUGGAAAGAGCAUGGGUUUGCGUUGGGCCACCUUUUCCGAUCCAUUUUCAUGGUCGUAGACGACCAAGUUCGAGACGGGAACUCAAGGACGCCUUUCCCGCUUGAAAUGACACCUGAGGAAAGUAACGGACUGACACUACCCGCUCUUAUGGUCCUCCUCGUUAGGACAGGUGAUGAUGCACACUUGAGUGAUCCCAUCGAUUUCUGGCCUUUGCAUGAAGCCGGCCAAACGUUCGAGAUAAACAGAAGUGAUUUCAGAGGGUGUGCUGAAGGCUGGGUGGUCCGCGUGAGGUUGGAUGUUGCUCUUCAGUUCAUCUUCGAUUUGAUUCAUCGGGAAGAGAAAGCCCUUCCACAUAUUCGCCAGGCGGCCGAGAAGUUGGAAGAGGAGAGAGAUGAAGGGUGUAAGCAGUGGGUCGAGCGAGUUCUAGCCCAUGCCCGGGAGGUCGGAGUCGAUUCAAACGGAUUUACUUGGCAUGGUAUUCGAAGAGCUCAGGCACGACUUCAUGGAGAUAUAUUCGACAACGUUCAGUCCGAGCGUCCCUGGGAGCACCUUACUCAUUGGGACCAUUAA